UUGUUGUGGAAAAGUUGAGAAAAGCUUGGAGCCCCUCCAAUGUCAAAAAAGCAUUCGAUGCAGUGAGAAAAACAUACACCCACUGAGCUUUACCUCCACCAUCAUAGGUAUAGAGACAACCACACAUACAUUGGCUAUACCAUAUAACUUCUGAAACAAAAAAAAAAAAAAAAUGGCUCCUGCCCGAAGCACCACGGCGCCCUCCGGUGCCAGCGAUCUGGAGGCGGCCGACAACGCGUGUGUCCACGCGAUGCUCUUCGCGAGCUCCCACGUGUUCCCGAUGGUCCUGAACGCUGCCACCCGGCUCGGCGUGUUCGACAUCCUGGCCCGAGCUGGCCCGGGGGCUCGGGUGUUGGCUUCGGAGGUCGCCUCUCAGCUCACCAGGCAGAGCUCAGAAGCUGCCCCAAAGCUUGACCGGAUGCUGCGGCUCCUCGCGAGCCACUCGCUCCUGAGCUGUGAGGUGCGCGAGCAGGACGACGGCCGGGGUGUCGAGAGGCUGUAUGGCCUCACGCCGGCGGCUCGCUUCUUUGUGAAGGAAGGGGAAGAGGGCUCGUUGGCUUCGCUGUUGGAGCUUUCCUUCCAUCCGGCUGCGCAGCAAGUUUGGUUGCAAUUGGACGACCACAUACUUGAAGGGGGGAACCAAUUCAAGAAAGUUCAUGGGAUUUCGAUUUUCGAGUUCAUGGAUAUUGAUCCGGCAUUUAACAAUACGUUCAACAACGCGAUGGCCGCUCUGACGACGAUAGUGAUGAGGAAAAUUCUCGAAAUCUAUCAAGGUUUUGAGGGUCUAACAACAUUAGUUGAUGUGGCCGGAGGAACAGGCAAGUGCCUCAACAUGAUCAUCUCCAAGUAUCCAUCUAUCAAGGGCAUCAACUUUGAUUUGCCUCAUGUAAUAGAAAGUGCACCUUCUUGUUCCGGAAUCCAGCAUGUCGGUGGGAGUAUGUUCUCUACCAUUCCAAAGGCAGAUGCAAUCAUGAUCAAGGAUACCUUGCAUAAUUGGACCGACGAGAACUGCAUCAAAAUACUGAAGAACUGCUACGAGGCAUUGCCGAGCAAAGGUAAAGCGAUAGUGAUAGGUAUAGUGCUGCCGGAGGCGCCGGAAACGAGCGCGGUGUCGCUGUACGCCUCGACGCUCGACAACACCAUGCUGAUGCAACCAGGAGGUCAAGAGCGGACAGAGAGAGAAUUCCAGGCCUUGUCCAAGGUCGCCGGCUUCUCCGAGUUGAGAAUCGCUUGUGUUGCUAGUAAUCUUUGGGCGGUCAUGGAGUUGUACAAGUGAGAGACUCUCUGUCUACCCAAUGAGUUGGAGUUUGCUUUUAGGCAAAAUAAAGCAUCGACUUUCUGUAAAUGUGAGGAUGUGUAAUCCAAACAAACUCUUAUUAACUAAUAAUUUGACCUAUAAUUAUAGGUGAGUUUAAUGAAGUUCCCCGCCUUUUCUUGUUA
This is a messenger RNA of Syzygium oleosum, 1440 nucleotides long. RefSeq names its product caffeic acid 3-O-methyltransferase-like. Gene Ontology annotation, molecular function: S-adenosylmethionine-dependent methyltransferase activity; O-methyltransferase activity; protein dimerization activity. Gene Ontology annotation, biological process: methylation. Bases 173 to 1276 code for a protein of 367 amino acids. Lineage: Eukaryota; Viridiplantae; Streptophyta; Magnoliopsida; Myrtales; Myrtaceae. The record is from RefSeq and is a predicted model, not a curated record. The transcript has 4 exons.